AUCACAUAUCUCUUCUCUCACAAUUAUUUUUGAGAGAGAGUUGUACUUGUUCGCUCAAGCACAAAAAUGGUUGGAUUUUUCUAUUCAUCACCUCACUUCUAUGGAGAUCCAAAGGCAAUUGAAAAGGUCAAGAACCAAAAAACAAUAAUUUAUCCAAAAGGCUUCACCAUCACAUGGGGCAACGACAAACGCUAUUGGCGUUUGCCCCGUCAAUCUUGCAACCGGAAGAAGGAGUCGAGUACGGGUGCAGAGUUGCUGCAAGUGUCAUGGUUAGAGGUGACAUGUUGGACAGACAAUGUGGAGGUCGGAAAAAGCUACAGAGUUGGGUUCAACCUUUCCAUGACGGCCGCGGCUUUUGGAUGGAAAGGGUGUGAAGUUUACAUAAUGGCCAAGAUUGGGAAGGCUGGGAAAUUCGUGUCCAAGAAGGUGUUUCUCGAUACCAAAGGCUCCGAUGAUCAGAAUAAGUUCAAUAUGCCGGAGGAUGAUCUCAUUAUCACUGUGAAACCUCCAUCGAGCUCGCCGGGAGACACUCGUCUCUACUUCGGAAUGUAUGAGGUUUGGAGCGGGAGGUGGAAGGGAGGACUCAAGAUCCACCACACAUUUGUGGAGAAGGUUGGGAACUAGAGCGAAAAAUAGAACGUGGGAUCAAAUCUCUAACUUUAAAAUCGAUAGUAUAUAUGUUAUAUAUAAGGCUCAUUUUAGAACUCAAUGGAUUUUUAGUUACAAACUUUUUAUAAUAUAAUAUUGUAAUUGAACAAUUAAAUUAGAUGUUUAACUUUGUAAUACUUUAAUAUAUUUUUCUUAAUAUAUUGUUUAUCAUAAUGACAAUGUUAUUU
Molecule: messenger RNA, 836 nt
Organism: Benincasa hispida (wax gourd)
Lineage: Eukaryota; Viridiplantae; Streptophyta; Magnoliopsida; Cucurbitales; Cucurbitaceae
Product: protein PHLOEM PROTEIN 2-LIKE A9-like
Source: RefSeq, a predicted model, not a curated record